Molecule: messenger RNA, 20089 nt
Organism: Dermacentor andersoni
Lineage: Eukaryota; Metazoa; Arthropoda; Arachnida; Ixodida; Ixodidae
Gene: melt
Product: ventricular zone expressed PH domain-containing protein melted
Biological process (GO): regulation of signal transduction
Cellular component (GO): plasma membrane
Molecular function (GO): phosphatidylinositol-5-phosphate binding
Source: RefSeq, a predicted model, not a curated record
GCCAUGUACCGCGUUGAAACUCUACUGGUAGCUCGACGUCGGUGCGGUGCUGAAAACGUACGUAAGACUGCAAGUACACUUUGAAACAGAAAAGGGCCACAUAUUCAAGGAGCAAAAGUCCCUACAUUUUCUCUCUCGCGCCUGCGCACAAACGGUUGGCGAUCCCUCAUAUGAACGUCUCGUGUGAUUUUAGGACGCGGAUCUCUACGUUGCAUGCAUGGUCGCAUGCAUAGAGUUUCUCAGCAUAUUACAGCGAAAAACUCCAUGGUUGCAUGGGGCAUUAAUAUAACGAUUUUGGUAGUUUAUGAAUGCGUCUUUAGGAGGAGAGAUUUCGAGUCGUGAGUCUAUAUAUUAAGGCAACGGUGAAAAUGUCAUGUGCGAAACUGCGGUGCAGCAUAGCUGCUUUUAUUUUGAGCUAAAACAAAAUGAAAACAAGCGUGCCACAAGUGCCUUUCGGUGGUUUUAAAAACUUCCCAAUUGAAAUGUGCAAAUUCGCUUGGCUAUUGUUGAGCAUUUGAGUGCCCAGCUCUCGACGCCUGGCACUUGUCUCGACGUUCCGCGCCUGUCUCCGCGAACGCUUGAGGCUCUUCGAGACGCUGUCGUCGACGUUCUCCCAUCCAAGGGUGGAUAACAAGGGAAAUCCACUCCCAAGCAAUGUGCCAGGAUGCACGAACUGCUGGCACAAGUUUUGGAGAACCGAGACCUGUCACGGGCAGGUGACCUGUUCUCGGUGGAGGACCAAAAGAUUGUGGGCGACUUGUCGGAGGUCCUGACCAAAAUCCGUGACAUUGCCAGUGGCUCAGACUUCCUCCACAGUGACAACAUCCAAAGUGUGGUUGAGAUCUGCAUCACCAGGGUCACAUCAGCCAUCCGGGACACUGGGACCAUAGAGCAACAUGCACAUGCUCUUGUAGCACUGUUGGAGUCCUGCCUAAACCAUGAUCUGCGUCCGUCAUCAAAAGAUGAGGAUCCGCCACACGCUAAGAUCGCUUCAGACAUUGUCAGCUGCAUCUUUCUGAAUCAUAACAAGAAGUCUGUAAUGAAGCUGGCACUUCCUGUGGCGAUCAAGUUCCUGCACCGAGGCAACAAAGAACUGAGUCACAACCUUUCCCGCUAUCUUUCCCUGGCUGCUGUCAACAACGCUGAGCUGCUGUCCCCGCACGUGCAGCCCAUUGUGGACAGCGUUAUCAGUGGCAACUACGCCCUUGCCCGAGUGCUGCCCUCCAUUUACGUAGUGAAGAAGGAGCCUAUCCAUGACCACCUGAUGGCGCUCAUUUCACUGCUGCCCCUGUGCGAGAGCUCUGACAAGCUCAACUUGCUUGCUCUCUUUGAGCUGGUGGCCAAGCACAAGCCCUCUCUUCUGGAGAGCAAUGUGCCCCAGCUGAGCAGUUGCUUAGGCAGUCCAACCACGAUGGGCUCUGUGCUGAAGAUCUUCCAAGAGCUGGCAGCGGCCAAGCCCCAGCUGUUUGCCGAGUACUUGCCCAAGAUGAAGGCGGUGGCCCUCGCUCAACCAGUCCAUCUCACCUUGGUGGCGCACAUCAUGGCUACUGUGGGACGGCUGAGUGCGGAGCGUGCCCAGGAGUGCUUGGAGUUUCUGGUUAGCCAGCUGUCCAAAGGAGACCACAACACCCAGCUGGCACUGCUACGGGAAGCCAAGCACCUAGGAGAUGCCUUCCCUGCAUUGCUUGCCCCAUGCUUGCCACAGAUCUGCAGUCAACUACCGGAGCCAGUGGCCUCAUCCACAAUUCGCUUUUACUUGCACCAGUUGAAGGCAGAUGCUGCUACAGCAGCCCACAGAGCACAGGUGGUUAACCGGACAGGAGGUGUCACGAUCGUCAAAGUUGGUGGCAGCAGACAUGAUCUUUCAUCCAACCGGGGCGCCACCAUGCCGGCUGUGGCGGCAGGGCGUACACCAGUGGGCGGUGCUGCUAGUCAGGCUUCGAGGGCAGCUGGCACGUUGGGUAUCUCAUCGCAGGAGGCCAGUGCUCGUUCCCUGGGCCACCUAGGUUCGGGCCAGCUUGCCCAUCGGAGCAUGACCCGGUUGCCCUCGGCAAAUCACAUGCACCACGCAGCUCCUCAUGCACAGAGCAACAGCCGGCUGAGCUCUCCAUGUGGCCUGCACAUGAGCAUGUCGAAGCUGAGCUCCAACUCACCCGUCAACCGGAGCCUCUCUGCACUCAACAGUCGGCACAACCUAAGCUCAGUCCCAGCGCCAGCAGCGCACACAAGUCGUGUGUCCAGCUGUGGUGUCACUGUCACAACCACCUCGGCCCACAAGAGCAUGAGCAUUCCAACACUGAUAGAAGAAGCACAACCAUUGCCAGUGAUAGGUCGUCACCCUGUCCUGACUGUGUCAAUAACCAGCAAUGUGGCAAGGCGGGGGCCAGCAGAUCUGGGAGCUGGGGCACUUGAGGGAGGCUCCUCUCCGAAGGGGGCAGUGCCCAGUCCUUCCCCACCUCCGCUGGGACCCACCCCAUCGUGCUCUUCUUCGUCUGCCACACCGCCCCCCUACGCAGAAGGAGGAACGUCAUCUUCCUCACGCCUCGGUGCACCACACAGCGGCUCACUGAGCUCGGGCUGCAACCAGCAGCAUUUGAAGGGCAGCGGCGGAGGCACAAGCUCGGCUACUGAGGAUGAAACUAUGCCAGUGGUGCCACGCAAGGUAGCGCAAUCCAAUGCACAGAGGAUAUCGGUGUUUGAGCCAUACCCAAUGCGAGAUGCAGUGCAGCACUUCUGUGAAAAACACCUAGACAAGAUCAAAGCAUACAUGCAGAUAAUUUUCGUCAAGCUCCCACUGCCAUCUAAGUGCACCAUCGAAGAAAGGCGUGCCAAGAAGCAUGCCAUUCUGCAGUUUGCCUGCCAGGGUAAAGGGGAGCACUGCCUGUAUAACAAGAGCCUGUUUGUCAUGAAAACCAAGAAUCCACGCAUAUGGAUCCACCUAAUGUUCCUUGCACUGCAGGCUCGUUCUACAAGUGCCCUGAGUACGCGUGAGUCAUCUGUAAGCAGCCUGAAAAAUUGCUGGGACACACUGAAGUACGAUAACAAGUCAUUCCUAGCCUUGGUGACCUCAUCAUUCCCAUCUGCAAAGGACCAAGACAACCUGAUAGCUGAGCUGCGUAGUGAGCGCUUUUUCGAUGUGUUCGAAUACAAUGGACCACUGACCCUGUGGGGCUGCUUCCUGUGCAACCACCCUGACCGAGCCCAAGGUUUCCUCCAGGAAGGUGGCGAGCCAGUUAUUGAGGGGCAACUGAAGGAGAAGAAGAGAAAAUGGAAGUUAUUUCGACACUGGAGGACGCGCUACUUCACACUUUCGGGUGCACACUUGUCGUACAGGGGACUGAAGGAUGACAAGGAAGUGCAACCCAUUGAGGUGAGCCAGAUCAGAAGUGUUCGCCCGAUUGGGAGCCGGGGUCGCAACAUCCCCAAGGCCUUCGAGAUCUUCACUUCUGACAAGACGUUCGUGCUAAAGGCCAAGGACAGCAAGAAUACUGAGCAGUGGGUACAGUGCUUGUCCAUCGCCUUGGCUCGGUCACAUGCUAAGGAGGUUGCUCACUGACAGGGGAAGUCUUGCGUGAGGCUUGAAACUUGACGAAAGAUAAUGCACACACAGAGCCAAGCAUUUUGGAAAACAACAUGUCAGAGUAUGAGACAAGGCAAAUAACGGACAUGUGCUACCGUUAUUUGCUUCUUUCGUUUUUGCGGUGCGGUUCUUCACUAUGCAGAGUUACCAACCAACCCAAGGAGCUUUUUGUUCUCAUGAAAAGCUGUGUAUUCCACAGGAAGGGUUGCUUGUCUUCCAUCACCUUGACAUUCUUGUCAUGCAAAACUAUAUAUAUUGUGCAAGUUUGAAGAUAGUAUUUUCAAGGUUACAAAGCUUCUGCAAGCAAGAUGCAGUUGAUGCGUUUAUGUAUAUCUGAACACCAGUGUGCCUCUUCAUAUGAUGUUUACAGUUAAUUGUAGCAGGCACCAUUUUGCAAGCACUGUAUAAUUAUUGGUCCCAGCUUUCAGGUUGUACAGAUUUAUGAUGAGAACUUACGCCAGCCAUUCAACUCUUGAACUGUUCCUUUAAAAAAUUGUGCUGAAUAUCCGCAUACAUUUAUUCGUCUUAAUUUUUGCGCCUGUUGUGAUUUCAAAAAGCUACAUAUGCAAGGUCAUUGGAAGUGCAUGAGAGUUUGAAGCUGGGCUAUACUCCAUUUAAUAUUUAGUAGUGUGCAAUGCUGUGGAAGCUAUGCAACAAGUUUACUAAUCAAAAUUUAUAACUCCGUGUGUUUUGGGAUCAAGCUUCGUGGUUGCACAUGUUCGCACAAUCCCAGUGCGAGCCUGUGCAUGAGGCACUGUGAUGGGGUGCAGAUGAAAAAUCCGAAGAGGAAAACAAUGAUGUGCAAAUUGAUCUAAAACACCUUAUUAACAGCCAUAUACCUAAUACAGUUUGUUCAUUUUGAAGAUAUAAAGCUUUUUUCAUUUAGUACUGAGCCUAAAUAAAGUACAAUCACACCUAAUUGCUGGUAGAAAGCACCAAACUAUUUGUUUGUGCGAAUGCAGCUGCAGCAAGAAGUCUUGCUAGCCUUCACAGCAUUGCAUGCUAUGUAUGAAAUGGAGACUUAGUUUGUUUUCGUUCAACGUGGCAUUGAGUGCAGGCAUCCUGUUCAUAUAACUGAUCUGUGCUGUUAGCCAUGUUGAACCUUCUUGCCAUUGGAAGCUUAUUUUUCAGACAUAUCCAUAAACAGUCUGCUUUGUGUGCAUGCUUAUAUCAACCACCUAGGCUUUUGUUUUUCAUUCAAAAGCAUGUGCUUGGCAUGCUACAGUCCACACCCAAUGUUGAGAUACCUUAUUUCAUUCAAUUUUCAUUGUCGCACCAGGGGAGUCCUUCCAUCUAUAGCAUCAUUAAAAACAGGAAUAGGCAUGACUAGCAGCAUGAGAGGUGCUUGUGUAUGCGGACAGUGCAAGGUUUAUUCCAUGUUGCAAAAAGGGUGGUAGUUUAUAUCUUGUUAAGAAGUUUUUUACUUUCUAGGAUGCUAUAUGCCCCUAACUGCAAAAGUCUUUGCAUCAUGUGAUCGGCAAAAAUAUAUAUAUAUAUAUAUAUAUAGGAUUGCGGUUUUAUUGCAGCCAAUGUAGCUGUGCUUGUACGGACUGUGUAGGCUUUCCUGUGUGCGCACCACAGAGCAGUGCUGUUUUCCACACUGAGUUGCAAAUUGGUUGGAAAAUUUUGCUUGUUUGUGACUUCUAUGUUACGAAAGCUUUUGUGGUUGGCUGUAAAUGUAUUUUUUUUUUUUUUCGCUCCGUCUAAUUUACAAUGCACGUAAGGAGUAGAAGGGGUUGUGGAAUUUGAAGCCCAGAUUACACGUACGUUUGCUGGCCUGUGCAAGCUCACAUAUACAAGGGGGGUGCUUGUAAAUGUGAGCACAUAUCUGCACAUCUGCGAGGGGGGUGCUCGUGGAGGCAGAGAAUCUGUAUCAAAAGGUAUAGACACUUGCGCUGGCUUGUGUUGCCUUGAGCCAUGUGACCAGCAGAGAUUAAUCUGAGGACACAGUUGUCUGAGCAGUGUCUCACCCAUUGCGGUAUCGCCGAUAGAGGGCCCGACAUGGCAGCCAUCGCAUCUGUGUAUCUGCCGUGGGAUGCAGACCAGCCUGCUACUAGGCCAGCUGAAAUUAUGUCAUGGGAGGAUGCGCUUUCUGAUUUCUUCCCUGCAUUGAUUUUGCUACCCUGCAUUGAUUUUGCUACUCCAGAAAAAGAAUUUUUAUGGCUUUGUUAAGCAUUUAGUAAAACCUCGCUAAUUUGAUUGUCGUUAAUUUGGAAAAUGAGAUAACUUGUCCUCUGGUCCCGGCAGAUGUAUGCAUUAUUUAAUGGAAUCGAAUUUGGACAUAUUCAGCUGCACAGGGGUUAAAUUGUACAACUCUUUGAGCUUGGUGAGUGCGAAGCGCCACGAUAAAGCAAAAGCUGCACUAGCACCCAACCAAAACAAAGCAGCAGAGUUACAUUGCCUUAGUCAUCAGCGGACAUUGUAUGUGAACGACAGGAACACCGGAAUGCUUCGCGACUAGUGCCUUUAUAGCCUUUAUUGCAUUUAUUGCAGUACACAACACUGAAUUGUCCGUGUGUCUUCAUAACGGGGUACUAGCCAUCCAUGAUCAUGUUGAUAACGAUCACGGUUUCGUCCACAGUGGUUGCAGCAAACAGUAGUUUCAUUAUACUCGUUGUACGAGUCAGCUGCGUGCUUUCAAACCUGCGUGGUCACCAUCCAUGAUUGCAUCGAUGGCGGCCGUGGUUUUUUCUGCAGAGCUUAUGGCAAACAGUAGUUUUGCUUUGACUAAGUGUGAUGGUUGUGCAUGCAAUGUCACAAACACUGUGGCAGCUGUUGAGGAUGAAGAAUUCCAGCUACAUAGCAAUGGAUGGACGAUCUGUUGGCAGCCAGCUCACUGGUGAAAAAAUAAUUAGGAUGUGGUUGUGAAAAGCGCGUCUGGGAUAAAGGCGCAUGCCGCGGCAGCACUGCAAAGGCACUUACGAGGCCUUCAGCACUGCAAUCUCUAAUCAGUCAUGAGGGGAACAGAACUACAGCUUCCGCACAGCUUUUGUGUGAAAUAGAAAUAUGUAUUGCUGAUUCAUUCAAUAAACAAAAGCGCAUUGACAAAAUAAGCAACUAUUUAUUUAUUUAUUGAUACCCUCAAUAAUUCUACAUACGGUUAGUUCGAAUAUUUUUUUGGUCUCGUGAAAGCCAAAUUAAUGAAAUUUUCAUUAAGCUCAACACAAAGUGAUGUCUGACAUCAGGCCUGGCGUGUAUCCUAUGCAGAUGCUGAUUGUCAUUCCUUGCGAGGCAUGCAGGCACGUAAACAUGUAGAAGUGCACUGGCAUGAAUUGGCAAGCAUACAUGUAAUCUGGGCAUAAGGAGACCCUGAAACACUUUUUAAGCAUAGUAAGAAAAUGUUGCUAAUCUGUUCAUGAGGCUCCUGUGAACGUGUGAAUUAGAUAUUAUUGCACUGAAUGCAAUAAGGAAUUUACAAUCUCAUGUCAAAAGCUGGAAAAAAUCACUUGCUUUCACUUCCGCGUUGUCGUCAUGCAGCAUUGCAAGCAGCUGGACCCACAACAGCUAUUGGCUGAUUUCAUGAUUGUGAGAACAUUCUCAGUAAUGCAGUUGGGGCUCAUUUCAGUUAAAUAAAUGAAAAAUAUAUAUGUCUGGAGUCUGAAAAAGACACAAAAGCCAUUUAAUUUUAGCACUGCCAGUGUAAAAACAACAGUUGGGCGUUGCUAUGUUUGCUGCAUAUGGUUUCCGAGAUAAAAAGCAUCGCACAGACACUGUGGCCUCCACGGAGUGCCGCCACGAGCCGUCUUGCAUUAAACAUUUCAGAGCGGCCAGCGGGGCAUUGGUCCCUUGUGCCCCCUUGCCAUCAUCCCUUUGUAGUUGCCAGGAUGCUUGUGGAAAUGAAAGGAGAGAGAAAGCGGUUGAUCGGUCUGGUAACUAUGCCUAACUUCUCUUGUGCUUGAAGAAUAAAAAAAAUUUUUGCGGCAGGAGAUUCAUGAGGUGACAUAAUUUAAUAGUGAUGCCAUUUUAUGAUUAGUUAUAAAAGUGUCUCAGGGCCCCGUUAAUGAUUUUUUAGAGAGAGCUGUGUUUUGUGCCAUUGGUCAGAAAGAAGCCUGGCUAUGCUCAUCUCGGGAAAAAAACAAUGUGUCAUACUUUUAAGACCAGUGUGUACAUUUAAAAUGGUAAUGUUAAAGUUGCACUCUAGUUAUUAUUUUUCCUACUUGCUGGCAAGUAAGUUGGUGUCUUUUGCCAUUGUAUAAAAAUAGUUACAGUUACUGUCACUCACUUCCUUUCCACUGCCCUUUUAUUAGUGUUUAUCAUCACAACAUGUAUAUUUCAUGUCAGAUUUUUAAAAAUAGGUACAAGAGACACAUCAAGGCACACAUCAACAGUAAAAAAGUUGAUCCAACAUAACCUGCAAUUGUUGAACUCAUUUUCUAAGCACUGCCCUGGUUAGCCGAGAACUGUUCACUUUUUCAUGUUGUUUCUUUCUGAAUUUUAAAAAGCAGUGUUGCUUUCUUUUUUAUUCCAUAUUUGCCAUUCAACCAUGUGCCCACAGUGUUUAUACAUUGCUUUCUAUGUCAGUCGGAUCCCUCUUCUCUGUGGAAGAGUGCUUUGGUUACAAGUUUGUGAGGUCUAAAUGUGAUGUUUCACUUCUAUUUUAGCACUUGCACUUUUCUCUGUUUAAAGGACACGAAAGGGAAAUAUUAAGUCAAACUGAAAUAAUGGAUUAUUGCUCAAGAACAUCUAAUGUGUCAAUAUUAUUGAAAAGAAAACCUUAGUAACCGAGGAAUUGAGGCAUAUGUACAAGCCGACUUGAGACUGUAACAGGACAUUCUAGUACUAGCCUGAUGACAUAGCAACUCCUUACUAUAAUUCUUUCGCUAGUACUCAACCACUAAUAAUAAAAAGAUCAUUGCAUUGCAUUAUAAGAUGGGAGAAAAUGAUACUUGUCCAGUUAUGUUUUAUUCUUAUAAAAAAUAACUCAUUGGCAUUGCCCUUGGCAAUGAUGCGGCAGAUGGUCAAAAGGUUCAGUCCUUGCUUGACUGUACUCUCUCGUGUUCAUAGUUCCUGUAUUAUGUAGUUCUGUGGUUGUUAUGCUAUCUCAUGAAGCUCGCAUGAAAGAGUCAACCACAAGCACAUCAUAUUGAAGCGCCAACGAUGCAACAGAAGAACCCUGUAGCACUGUCGCAUCUCACUGUGGAACUAUAUCUACGUUUAUAAAAUCAAAAAUGGUGCAUAGAAUGGGACGAGAAACCGAGACAGACACCAGCACACCAUACAUGGGCAUGACAUCACGGGGAAAAAAAAAGCUAGUAACAAGCUUUCAUUGUUGUCUGAAUAAACACAAUCGUAUAGCCAUAAAAAUAUCUCAAAUGUGCCACAAGGCCAAUGUUUUAACCAAAGAGUACUAGAUCUACUGUAUUUACUCGCAUAAUGAUCACACUUCUUUGUAAAAAAAAUGACGCAAAUUCAGGGAUGUGAUCAUUACGCGGGGGAAAUUUUCCGCAAAAAAAUAUAUAUAUCUUUUUUUUUAUGACAACAGGGCGACAAACACGCAGCUGCCGCUGUAACAGUGCAGGACACCAAAAUGAAAAUGGCGGCCUGUGGAGCAAGCCAAACGUGCCAAAUGCAAUUUGGCGCGUUUUUUUUUUUUUUUUCUUCUCAUGUGUGCAUUGCGUACAUUAAAACAGUUUCUUCUGUGUCAGUAAUGAAUAAUAUCGCUAAUAUCGGCAAGUUUGCGACAGUAACGUAGCCAUGUCCACUUUGAGGGGACGGAAACAGAGAUGGUGGCACUUAACUGCCAGCGAUGUAGAAACACAUGGCAGGCAUGCUGCGAAAACUGCGGCAUUUGUCUUCACUACUAUCUUAAUACGGCGCGUUUCCGGUAAGCGUGGGCGAAUAUCUUAGCUUUGUUACAAACAUAGGCAUAUGAAUAGGGUACACUUCUAACAUAUCAGUGUAAACGUUGUUACUAUCGUUGCCGCUCGCGAUUUGUUGCGUGCCCACAAGUGCAGACGAGAGGAAUUGAAAGGCGCCUUUUUUGUUGUUGACCACAACCAUUAUAAAGCCUACAAAUAAUAAAGCCAAGGCAGGUUUGGUUGUAGCUUUUCAUGGAAGUGUAGAAAGUGAUGAAAGGAAUGAAAUGGGGCAUCUGCUUAAGAAUGUUUGGUGUGUGCUGUGCUUGAUAUGUGUUGAAGAGUCGUUCGCAUAGCAUUCAACAGCAUUCGACAGAUGGUAAGCGCUACCAUCAUUAGUUAGACUUGGCACACGACAUAUCGCUGCGACAAGUUUGAGGUGCGAUCAUUACAAAGGAAAGAAAAAAAAUUGAAUUUCCACGACAAAAUUCAGGGUUGCGAUCAUUACACGAGUGCGGUCAUUAUGCAAGUAAAUAUGGUAGUUUUGACAUGCCGUCAUCGCCAGUAAAAAUGAAUUCCAUGCCAUCAGUGGUAAAUGCCUUGGCGCCAUCUGAUGUCUGGAAGUCAAACCACUUUCAUGACUCCAUGGCCUCCGAGAUUGUGCACGCACAUGCAAUCUCGGAUACUUUGUACUCAGUAUGAAAUGAGACGAAGCAAAGGCCGAUUUUACCAUUUAGUAUUUCUUGCUGUCACAGAGAACAGCAAGUAACGAUAGUGAAUUCGGUUAAAAGCAGGCGCACUGGUUACUGUUAUGUUGUUAUGUAAUCGUGUGAUAAAGGACGGGCUGUCUCGUGGAAUUCCAGUCAACAAGCGCAAUUUUCGGAAGCAGCAGAAAAUGCUGUGUACAUGUGAGGUCUUGGAAUGCUGUCGUUUGUUUCUUUGCUUGGUUUCUGGCCCUGCUGUUGCAUUUUAGGAAGUCAUCAAAUGCAGUCAUCGACUAAUAAUUUAGAAUUGGCAGGGACUGCCUGAAAGUCUGAGUAAUCAAGAGUUCUAAAUCAUGAAUUUCUCCGAAAACAAAUGUCUUUAUUCCACAAGCAGCCAGAAAACCUUGUCAACAUGUUGCUGUACUACAUACGCAUACGUGCUACCUGUUCUGUCAGUAUUUAUUAGGUUUGUGCACAUAUCAAUUUUAUAUUGAUGUGCCAAUUUUGCCUCAAGGUGUGGUUUCACGGCAGCAUCGCACACAUUUCCGUGUAACUAUUUCAGUGGGCUAUAUGCAAAAAUUUUUGUUUCUUUUGGGGUUGUUGUAUUUGUGGCUGUAGCUUAUAUGCAGAAAAAUGUGCAUAAUAGUUGUUUUUAAUGCUUAGAAAACUUUUGAAUACUGAAAUUCAAGCUGUAACAAAUAUAGAAUAGCAUAAUAUUUGACGAAAUAUUCAAAAAUAUUGAAUAUUUACACAAGCCUAGUAGUUAGAUCAUUGUCAUGCUGUCGAUCCAUUUGUCAAAAUACAGUCAGUGUAUGCACCAAUUCUUCAUCCCCUUGCAGCGUGAACAAAAGUCGACUGUGCUCCAAUAGGCAAAUGAUUGCAGGUUUCUUUAGAGUCGCCGUUUCACAGCACUUCAUUCACAUUAUUACUGCCCUAAUCGACGUGACAUAGAGGGUGGAGUAGGUGUCAUUUGAAGCUUCUUGACAAUUCUGAGUGAGAAAAAUUCAUAACAGCAGGCAGUGAAGUCACCUGACACCGUGUUGCUAUUUAACUUGUAAGGGAACAAGCACUGUGCAUGCAGAACACACACAACAAAUCGCCAAUGCUGACCUUUUUUCAGAACUUAUUUCAAAACUCAUUGGCUUCACUAGGGCUGGCUUGUCUUGAGGUUUAGGCAUGGCCAGAAACUACUGGCUUUGCUAUUUUAAAUUUCAAGGAGGCACAUGCAACAUAUCAUAACAAAAACAGUUGUGCAGGCGAAGUCUGAAUUAUAGAAAAACGUGCUGUAAGGAGACCAAAAGUUUUUAAGUUAGUGAUUGUUCAUGCAUUCCAAGGUGGGAUUUCUUUUUUCUUGAAAGUUUGCUCUGUAGCAUAAAGUGUACGAAGCAUGCUAUGUGUACAUGGAACUUUCUUUUUGCUGUAGCUAAUGCUCAUGCCUGUGCCCCCCACCAAAUUUUCAUUGCGCUGGAGUCUGUUUGAGCAGAAUCCAAGGUGAACUUACAAUAUUAUUGUUCUUACUAGCCGCUUUAGAACCUGACAUUAGCCUCCUACAGUUCCGUUAAUUCGACCUUGAUGGGGCCAGUAGGCUUUACCGAAUUAUCGAGUGGGUCGAGUUAAAUGAGAUGCAGGAAAAAGAAAAAACGAAAUACACUGCUGGUUCAUUCGGCAAGACUUGCCCGGUACUAGCACACCCCCAAAAAAAACACGCACCCAUUUUAUAUGGGCACAAAGUAAAAACACCUAUGUAGAAAUAACAUUGAAGCUGCUAAAGAAAGUAGAAAUUUAAUGUGCACUGAUAGUUCAGCGAGAAAAACUGGCAAGGAUCUAAUUGUAUUUUCCGGUCUAUAAUCGCACCUUUGUAUAAGUCGCAGCCCCCCCCCAAAAUGGCAGUUUUCCCCCCACAAAAAAUAUAAAGAAAACGUAUAUAAGUCGCAUCUGUGUAUAAGACUCACCUGUUCAUUCGUUAAGCGAUUAAAAGAAGUACAGUGACAUUUCAAAUCGUGAACGCAGGUUCGCUCCAGGUGCAUUUCUGCCGUCGUGGUCGCCGUGAUGUUGCACAUAAAGUCUACAUCGUCCCCGCGCGCCGUAUGCUGCAUGUGCAAGUGAAAGCAUGCGAAAGCGUAGUUUGCGCUGCAGCACGCGCCGUAUCUUGAAAGCAGUCUGCAGAUUCUACAAUUUCGGAGUCUGUACUCGCGGUCAGCCUGCAGCCGCUUGCGUUGCUGCUCCGUCCUUCUCACACAGCUCUCGGUAACCCGAUCACGAGAAGAACCCGGUACCUCCAUAGCGGGCACACAACCUGUAGCAACAGCCAGAGAAUGUCAACCCAGCGCGCUUCGCGUGGCCAUAGCAUCCAAUACAAUUUUUACGUCAGUUUCUUAAAAAAAAAAAGAACUAAAGAAAUAGAAAACGUAUAUAAGUUGCACCGUUCUAUAAGAAGUAUGAACGAAAAGUUCCUAAAAAAACUCUACUUGUACACCAGAAAAUAUGGCAUGUGUUAGAACCAUGGCAGCCGUUUCCUAAAGUCAACUUUACCACACUGUUAUUUAAAGUCAGCUUCGCCGCUAUUCAUCUGUUAUGCGGUAAAGCAUACAAAUGCCACAAAGGCGAUUUUGGUUUUGUAUCCGAUUGCACCGUGCAGCCAAUUUCUGGCCCAAAACAAAAAAAGAAGCAUGCAUGUUAUAAUAGAGUAAAAACCGUAGUCGGACAUUGUGAGCUAUGGUCAUUGCUUGGAAAUAUUCCUAGAGAAGGGCAAAAAUAGGCAUUUUCCACGGGAUGUGAUGCAUGUUCAAUGUCCUGACUGUCCCCUAAGGUCCGCCGAGAUAGACGUUGCUGCUAAAGGAGUCACUAUUGGGGUUACCAUAAGGGCCAAGCACAUGGGUGCUGACUGGUCAAGUUUGAAUUAUCUGGCAAAGGCCGGUUUUGGGAUUGAAUAACAGAAGUUCGGCCCAUAGAAAUGCAUGGGUACCGGCUGGGACUUUCAGUCAUUAUUGAAUUAACUGAAAAAUCUAAUUGGCCAUAGUCGAACUUAUGGAAGUCUGAAAGCAGUAGCUGUCCAGCUGCAAGACUAUCUCAAACUGGAGCCAUGCUUUGAAGCUCACAUUAUAUCUAGUAAUGCUCUUACUACAGGAAAUUACAAUUAUUUAUGCCAAAAGAAACCACUCUGACAUUAGUGUUUCAGGUGUUCAGUUUUAUGAGAUAAUAUUGUCAUCUAAAAGAGAGGUUAAAGGCAACUGCCCUCUGAAACUUAGAUCUGAUCGAAAGAUCCUUUCUGUCAUCAUAAAAGCCAUCUUUAUGUUUUUGGUAUGAUGCCAUUAAUAAUAGCCUGCCAAUAUUAAUGCCUUUAUAUCAACACAGACUACGAGCUUUAGCUUGCCUCAUGUCACUUCUGCAGGUUAUUUGCAUAUUGUUAGCACUAAAGCUGUGUACAUAUUUUUUUUUUUACUAUUUUACAUACCGGAAACCUUACUAUUUCAGUUCUUACUAUUUUAAUUACAAACAGGCUUUAGGGUCAUUCCACGGCAACUGAUCCAGACUUGGUGCUCGACCAUCUUUGAUUUCUUAAAAAUAAAAUCAUGACUUAUUGUGUCACUGUGACAAACAUUAACCCCGUUUGCUUUUGGUGAAAAAAUUUUUCACACUGUGGCCGCCAUCUUAAAUUUGCAAGCGGUCGCAAAACCUAGUCUAACAAAAAAAAUGCACAAAAUAAGCAUUUUUACCAAUAACUGAAAUUUUUUUCAUACAUAUAAAAGAGUUUUUUUUUUAUAUGUAUAUAUGAACUUGAACUGAUUUUGUUAAAUUUUUGAUUGAAUAUAAAACAUGGAAGACAGUACAAAAAGGUGGAAAUUUGAAAUUUUUAAUGAAAUUUGAUGUUCUUACAGUAGUCAUUCCAGCUAUUUCUGUAAGUUGUCCAGAAGGUGAAGAAGCCGAUGAAAAUGUUUCAUAGAUCAAAAUACAUAACGGGUGUAAACAAGAAUAUUCCAAACUUGAGAAAAUUUGCUUUUUGAGGCAUAUUCAGCCGUCAGUUACAUAGUGAAGUGGUCGUAGUAAAGAUAUGCAAAAUAGCAAGUUGCACAGUACCAUUCAUUGGCAUUGAUUUCUGAAAGUUUAAUCUGAACAAUUUUUGUUUUAGGCGAGAAAAUAAUUCUGAAAUUUGAGUCCUUGCGUUCAACCCCAGCGUUGCUUUUGUGCUGUGUGCAAGUAAUUCAUGGAAUGUUGUAUUCAAUGACCUAUAGCUAAGGCCCCCGUAUGUUAUGAGUCCCGACUGUGUAAAUGUUACUCAUUAGUGCCUUGAGAUAUUUUCCUGCACCUCUUCAUCUGUCUUACGGUUUCCAUAUUUUACACGUGCUGUGUUGCAUGUUCAGCAUAGCAUCUGCAAUGCCAUGAAAGCAAACCCACCUCGUCACACCUGCUGUCAAAGGGAAAUGUUUUUGUUUAUUAGUAGGCUUUUCUUCUUUAUUCGUUAUCACCAGAAUACCAUUUGUUUCUUGCAUCAAGAGUGCACUGCAAUCUCACUUACGUGUAAACAUUUCUGCAGCCUAAAUUCACGAGUUCGACAACUUGUACUCACUCUGGUGACAAGAAAAAAUGCAUGCAAGUUCCAUUACUAACUUGGAGCUUAUGACACAUACUGCUUUAAGCCUGUAUUUCUUAACUAUAUAGUACUAUGUAUUUCUUGCUAAGGUGCCUCUGAUGGGUGCUGCCAGUAUCUAGUUCUUUAAGCCUUGAGAAUACGUCAUGUGUGUUUUGUUAUAUUUUCUAUAUGAGGAUGCAAACACAGUAAUAAGCCGAAGGCUCGUCAAUGUAACAAAUGCAUUACUUUUUACUCACAAACCUGGACCAGAGAGCUAUAGCCCUUAUCCAUGCAUACUAGGUCCUCUUCCUUUGUGUGCUAUGAAGUGCACUUAAAGGUACAUUGACACAAAACAUUAGUUCUAGCUCGAUUUAUAAGCUGUACUACAGAAGUAGCACAUAGGUUGAUCGAACUCGGAGCAGAGGUUUGGUUUGUGUAAAAUUAUGUUACAGCAAAAGAUGAAUGGUAACACUACCUUCAUGCUCCAAACGACUUCCCAAGGUGCCACAGUCUGUGUAAACCUGUGACACCUAGGGAGGUCUUUCAUGAAGCUAGAUUAUUUGUAAAAACUUAAUUUCAUUGAAUCAACAAGUAGAACAAAUUUCAACCUGGAAACCUUUGCAGUUUUGUCCUGUAUAGAAAGCACACAAACGUGUGAGAAGACUAUGAAAUUCCUGGCAUGAAGCAAUGAAAUAAUUGCUGCUAUUAUUAUUUUUUUCCAGAGAAAUUAAGAAAAAUAAAUUCAGCCUUCAAUCAAGAUUUUCUUAAUCAUUCAUGACUUCUUUCUUGUAGCACAUUUUUGUAGACAGAAUAGCAAAAGAGCAGUGCACUUGGCCUAGCCUGACUCGGCACUUUGCUUUGGGGCCCCUUUAAUGUAUUGCACUGUGUCUCCAGUAACUUGUGUAUCUUGCCUUAUAAGCUGUCAGGCCAUCGCCGAUAGAAUUUUGUUUUUCACUGUGUUUUUCAAGCAGCUUUCAGCAGCACUUUCAUUAUAAAUCAAAAAGCAAAUUGCACCACACUUUUCUCUGCUAGGCAUUUGCGUACAUUGGUUAAUUGGACAUUUGCUUCUAAUGUAAAUGCACAGCCUUCUGAAACUUGGGAGCUGUGUUAUAUGCAUGAAGCUAUAGUUCAUGAACUACUGCCUUUGCUUUACUCUGUUUCUCUACAACAUUUUUAUAAGGGAGACUUCCUUCUGGCUUUUCCAAUGUUAAUGGGAGAGAAUAGACAGUUCACCAAUUUAGCCACCACUGUACUGGUUAACAGAAGCUGGGAUCUUUUCGGACUGUAGUAAAAUAAUUGGUGUUCUUCAAACUUGUUUGUUUCAGAGCUCAAAUUGUCCUAACAUGAGCCAAUAAUAGGUUGAAUUGGAACAUUGUGUAGCUCUGGUAGUUCCAUUGUUUCUUAUCUAUAUAGUUGAGAAGGUGCUUUUGUGUGAACUGUGCGACUUGCAUGAUGUGUUUAAUAACUCCCUGCACAUUUGUGACCACUUUUAUUUAGGAUAUCUGCUAAUAUACUGAACACACACUUACAUCUAUGAUGUAAAAUGUUUCAGUACAAAGUAUUUUGUGGUUCCUAUUUAUUAUUUGAAUUGAACAAUUAUUUGUCUAAUGCUGUGUCUAUUACUUUUAUCCCCUGUGCCCAGCUACCUUGUUUUGACAUGUUCCUUUGCCUUUUGACUCCACUGGUAGGUAUUGUGUCUGUACAUUUAAUCUGCCUGAAUACUGUAGAUAGGCUGUGCAUCUUUGUCCCACCCUGCACCUUCACCAUAGCCAACAUAACUGAUAUAGAUAUGGCACUGCUGUUGAGGAACUGGUAUAGGAAGCAUGAAGUGGCAUCUGCCCUGGAAAGUUAGUGUGAUUUGAAAUGUGCUCGUUGACCAAGCAAGCAGUUUCUGAGCAAGUCUCUUCUAUGCUCCUGUCAUGACAUCAACAUUGUAAAGCAACACUGCUUUAUUUUAUUUGAUGUCUGUCAAAUCUCGCUAAAAGCUAACAAGUAUGCAUUGUGAGAGUUUACCUUAUCAGUAAGCUUUACAAUGUCAUAGCCAUGCCGUUAUUCCUUCUUGCAGUCUACUAGCAUCCCUUUCCUUUUCUGUUUUUCCAUGUUAAAUAACAUGUAAAAAGGCUGCUGUAGAUAUAUCAUCUUUAUCACCCAAUUUCCUUAUAUAAACUGCACAAAAUUUUAUGAGUGUGGCAGAUACUAAGACAUACAUGGUGACCAGCUUUGAAGCUGCUCGCUUGAUUAAGGAAACAUAUAUUGCAGUCUUCAUGUUUACUGCUAUAAGCAAUAGGGGGCACUGAAGGAAAAUGUGGAGUCAUGCUAGUUUUGUGAAUAGGUAUUUAGAAAAGGCAAAUAGGACACAUUAUUGAAAACAGGAUUUCAGUAUGCCAGAAUGGAAUGUGAAGCAAAAGAAUGGGGUUAAUGCCACUUUCAAGUUGCUGGAGUAGCUCCUUGUUAUGUCACAGGUAGAUGGUUGCAGUAAGGAAGUCUAACACAGUGGAAACAUUUUAGUGGCAGGCAUAUACCAGGAUGUCAGGAGAGACAUCUGGGAACAGCAGUGCUGGUGCAUUAUCCUGACAGUUUAAUUGUUUGUAAUGCACUAGUGUAGUUCUCAAAGUGUUCAAGGUAACCAGUGAUUGCAAUAAAAUUCCUAGACGUUUUCAUUGAAAUGACUAUCGCAGACUCGCCACCAGUGCACUGCUCACAUUUGUGCUUUCAGGUGUUCCUCUAUAUGUCUGCAGUAGUACACAUCAGUUUUAUAAAUGCUCUUAGUGGUUGGCUGUGUCUAGCUAUUGUUAAUAUAUUGGAUAAUUGCAGACCAUUAGAAAAUAAAAUAAAAUUGACCCUGACAGUUCUGGGGGGAUUUAACUGCAGAAAAAAGGCACAAAACUAGUGGAGAGUGUUCCACAAUAUGUUGACACUAUACAAUAUGACAUUGCUGCUUUAGCUUGGUUGCAUCACAAAUUCAGAAAGGAUAGUUUGGCUUCAAUUGCAACUUUCUAUGCUAAUAAAUUGCCUUCUGCUAAGAAAUUUCCAAAAGAACAACCUUCCUGUUAAGCCUUUGGCAUCCCUUUAAUCAGGUAAGUCUAGAAGCAUCUACCAAAAACUGAACUUUAUAAAUUUUGCAUGUAAAUGCCACAAAUCUGUGUCAAGAUCGACACAAACUGCCAUGUCACCAGAGCUGUGAACAAUGACACCAUAUUUUAUUGGGGACGUAGGUUCUGUCAACUCUAUCAUAAUCAUGUAGGGGGUUUCUGUGUUACAUUACUUGCUUCUAUUUCUCUCAAUCAUUCAGUGUUUCCUCUGGUUCUUAAUGCUUUAGGCAUUUAUCAGCAUUUUCACAGGACCUUUCUUUAGGAAGACCUCAGUUCCUCUUGCCAAGUUUUUGUCCUUGUUUUCUUCCCAGUGUAGUGAUGUUCCCUUCUCAUCCUUAUUUCAGCCACUUGCAAUGUUAUGAGAAUUAACAUUCUUUGCUGAAAUCAUUUUACUUGCUACAGCAUUGUUGGUUGUAUGAUUUGGUUGUAAGCUUGCUCCUUUAACCUUGUUGAAAUAGAGCUCCCAAAAUGUCCUUCCUAUUCUUCUGUCCUGCUUGAAUUCUCUUUACCACCUCUCUUUCUAUUCUGUGCUUUUCCUUGUAGCAUUGUCUAAAGUAUAAAAAUAAGAAAAGUAUAAGAAACCACUCUUUGGCAUGGAUCUUGACAUGCCCCUGGCCAACACACUUAUGCAGUGUUGUGGGGAAGGAAAAAAACAAACUUGCAAAAGCAAUGGGCUGUGCCAUGAGAGAUGUUGGCAAAACAGCAGGUGCCAAAGGCUGCAAAGUGCAUAGGUGGAAAAAAAAAAGGGUCUGAAUUACUAUUUGAAGCUGUUGGAAGAAAUUUGACAGUGGUAUUGCCCCCAUCCUAGUUUAAUGGCACCUUUUGCCCACUUGCUCUGGCUCGCGUCUUAGGAAAUGUCGCAUAUUGUUUAUGCCAUGAGAGCAAGCUACAAUUUUAGCCUGAGUUAGUUUUUUUUCUUUAGUGCCCCUUUAUGCUGUAAGUUGUGUCACAGUAAAGAACUGAAUUGAGCCACUGUAGUUAUGCUCCAAGAACUUCCUUCAAAUAUCUUGGCAUGUGUAUAUGUUAGUGUAUGUGUUUUUGUUAUCUUAACAAGACAAAAAUGUGUUUGUGAGAAUUGUAUAUAACAUUAUUUAUUGGGGAGACUGUUUUUAUGUAUAAAAUGGUGGUGAAAUGCCGUAAUACAAUUGCAGUUUUAGUUUCGUCUAUGCUGUCUUCCAGAUUGUUUUUGGGGCAGGAACUUUUUUCCUCUAUAAAGAAAGUUUUAAGGUAUGUUGAGAUUUUUAUGUGUGUUUACUAUGACAAGUCAUGUUCAAAUUAUGUAUAUAUAUAUUUUUACAGGCUGUUUCAGCUGACUUUAGCCAGAGCUUUAAAAUAUGCCAAUGCACUCUAAGACGACGCUACCAAAUGCAUGUGUCUCACAUCAGUAUGUAGUGUGUCAUGCUAUUUUUGUAUUUUGCUUAAUUAGAUGAUUAGUCAAGAUUAAUUAACCAACUUGUGAAGCAACGAAGUUAGGCCGAAAAUUCCAAUUAAAAAGUUGCGCUUUGCAAAACGUCCAAUUAGACAGUUUCUAACUCUCUAUUUAAAGUUUUAGCAUUUUUCAGCCUACUGUGGACGCCUGGAAAAUAAAAAAAAAUACCACGUGACAUACCCGCUUGCGCGCCGUGAUUGCAUCGCUCCCAAACUGUCCGCGUACAAACGAACAUAGCAUCCAGCAGGGCGUGCGGCCACUUAAAAGGCGACAGGGCAGUGACGAAGGCGUUGGUUGUGUGAUUUACGCCAGCGAUGUGCUUUCCUCGCGACGGUUCAUGCUAACGAUAAGCAGACGCAGCGGCAGCACACUUGGCUAAAUGCCAUCUUCGUUUGUGCGCGGAACGCUUGGGAGCAGUGCAAUCACAAUGCGUAAGCGGGCAUGUCACGUGGUGUUUUUUUUUGUGUGUGUGUAUUUCGCGGGCAUCCGCAGUAAGCCGAAAAACACUAAUACUUAAUAGAUAGAAAGACAGAAACUUAAUUCAGACGUUUUGCCAACCACUCUACAACUUUCUAAUUGGAAUGUCGUUCUUAGCUUUAUUGCUUCAGAAGUUGGUUAAUCAAUCUUGACUAAUGAUCUAAUUAAGCAAAAUAAAAAGAUAGCGUGACACACUACGUACGAAAGUGAGCAACAUUCAUUUGGUAGUGUAGUCUUAGAGUGCAACGGCAUAUUUUAAAGCUCUGGCUAAAGUUAGCUGAAACAUCCUGUAUAUACACACAUAUUGUUAUAAUUGUACAAGUGCUCUUGAACUGCUGGUUUUAUGGCAACUCUGUCAUCUAAUGAAUGCUGUUUGCCAAGCCUCAGCAAAGUGCCUUUGGAAUUCCUGCUGCUAAUAAAUGAAUAUUUUGGGAUCACUGUA